AUGAAAAAAUUAGAAGUUAAAUAGCAUCAAAAAUUUGCUUAAUUUCAUUAACUCUUAGAAAUUGAUAGUGUUAAAGAUUAGAUGUUAGUGUCCUAUUAAUAAGACUUUUAAUAAUUGAAAAACUUUUAUGCAAACAUUGAUUUUAAUUAUCUCUAAUGGCUUAAUGAUGUAUAUAAAAUCAACUUUGAACCAAUAUAUAAUACAGAGGAAAUUUUAAGAAAUGUUAAAAAUGGAUUAAGAAGUGGAGAAGAUACUUUAAAAUAAAAUAUAAGGAAAAAUCUUAUAUAAUUAUUAUAUUUAUAGAGACCAGUUCCAGCUAUAUUUGUAUUUCUUAAGAUUUCAUCAAUAUCAUUUGAAAUUGUAUAUAAGGAGGACUUUUUAGUAAUAUUAGAUACUAUGUUAUAAAAGACUAAUUUAGAUUAAAAAUCUGAUCUUUAUUAAAAGAUGUAUGAUAGUUUAAUUGAAACAACUGAUGAAGAAAUAAUAUUAUAAAGUAUAAAACUAUUAAAUAAGAAAUUUGAACUUGCUAGUUAAUUAAAUUAAAAAUAAUUUGAAGUAUUUGAUAAGAUAUCUAAUUAAUUCAAUAAAAUUGAUUUUUCAGAAUCUAAAGAAGUUAUUAUAUAAAUUGUUAAAAAUUUUCAGGAAUUUCAAGAAAAACUAAAAAAUAAAAGGUAAAGUUUAGAUUAAGUGAAAUCUGAAAAAUUCCCUUAAUUUGUACUUAAAGUAGUUUUAAUGUUAUUGAAAGAAUAAUAAAUUGUUAUUCCUGAACUUUUAUUGUUUUUAUGUUUUAAAGAAACACAUGAAAAAAAAAAAUCUAUUGCAAUAAAAGCAUAAGUAAAGGAAAUUUUAAAAAUGUUUGCUAUUCCUCGUUUGAAACCAUGUUUAGAUCAUUUAAAAAUUGAAGAUAGUAUAUUUUCUAAAGGAGCUAUUGGAUAUGAUUAAUUGUAUUCAUUAUGUUAAAGAGAAUAUCCAGUAUUCCUUAAUUUAAAACUUAAUGGUGCAUUAAUAUCUUAUAUUGAAUAUCUACAUUAAGCUACUCAUAUUAAUACUUAAUAAUUUUUAAAUGUAUUUGAAAAUCCAGAAUUUAAUGAUUUUUUAGAAUAAAUUUGGAAUAUUUGUGGAAAAGAGAUUUAAUAAUUAUUAUAAAAUAUACUUAUUGAAGAUUUGGAAUAUGCAAAAUAUGGUUCAAAUAUUCUUCGAAUAGGUACAUUUUUAUAUAGAAUCAAAUUCAAAUUAGAGAAAAAGAAGAUGAAUAUAAUGGAAAAAGGAUAUGAUGUAGAUGAAUAAUCAUUAGAAAGAAGAACAUAUGGAGUAACUGAAAGAAGUAUGAAUCCCUUAUUUAAAACAUUUGUUACUGAUUUAGUUCAUAGAAAGAAACCAUUUCCAUUAUUACUUAAAACAUUAAAAAUGGAUUUAUAUAAUUUAAAGGUUGGAUAUAGAAUAACUGAAAUGAGAGAAUUGGUUGUAGAUCCAAAAUUUAAAAAACAUAUGAAAGAAAAACAUGGGGUUGUUUGGAAUCGAGAAGAUCCUGAUGAAAAUUUAGAUCAUAUUAUUGCUAGAUAAUAUCCAAUUAAAGUAAGUAAUAAUGGUAAGAAAUAUGAACUGAAUUGGCCUAGAUUAAUAAAGAAAUAAGCUAAAUUAAUUUAUGAUAGUAGAGAAUAAUUAAAAGCUUAAUUAUUAGAUGUUUAUGCUAACCCCAAUUUCAUUAAAGUAUAUAAUGAAUUGAUUAAAUUAAAUGAUAAUAAUAAAAAAAAAAUGUAAACAAAAGAAAUCUUAAUGAAUUUAGUUGCAUACAUUAAAUCUAUAAAAGAAGAAUGA
Molecule: messenger RNA, 1818 nt
Organism: Paramecium pentaurelia
Lineage: Eukaryota; Ciliophora; Oligohymenophorea; Peniculida; Parameciidae
Source: the annotation of a GenBank genome assembly